Molecule: messenger RNA, 2590 nt
Organism: Lytechinus pictus (painted urchin)
Lineage: Eukaryota; Metazoa; Echinodermata; Echinoidea; Temnopleuroida; Toxopneustidae
Product: hepatic sodium/bile acid cotransporter-like
Exons: 2
Coding region: 380-1834 (484 amino acids)
Cellular component (GO): membrane
Source: RefSeq, a predicted model, not a curated record
AUCCUUGAAAAUUAGGCUGUUUCGGAGCAACCAAAGUCAGGAAGAACUACUGCAAGCCAUUAAUCUUAUAAGAGGUGUUAUCUCUCUGUCUUCUUCAAAUAAUUACCAUCAUAAAGAUUGGAAUACACAAUCUUCUUUAUCGGGAAACAACGAUCUUUCUUUGAAGAGAAACUUGAAGAAAGGUAAAUAUCUGGGAUAAUAAAAUGCUCUAUCAAAAUUUGGUGGUAUGGAGAAACGGUGGUCGGAAUAUAUGGCAUACUUGACACCUGAAAGACAAAAAGAAAACUUUUUCUGUGAUUUUGCAUUUUGCUCUUGGGUGCCAACAACUUAAGUCAACUUUAGUCACAGCUCAAGAGUGUGACCUUAAUAAGGUAUCAUCAUGACUGGAAAUUACAUCUUUAUCAUAUUGAUGUUCGCAACGUUUUCUUACGUUGAGGGUCAGGACAUCUCCACAUCACGUUUCAACUUCUCGUACGGCUCAGAUGAAUUCCUGGCCAUUUAUCAAGAACAAAAGUUGCCUUUGACCAUCACCGUCACCGAUAUGGAUCCAGCCAUAACAACAGGGUUUCUGCAACUGCGAAGGGCAGAUCCUGAGAUAUUUGACGUCCAAGGGGUUACGAACGUCAGCAUCCCAUCUCUCGGAAAUGCACCAGUCAAUGUCUCGACAUCCAUCAAGGGAUUGUUCUUUGGGAUCAGUACGCUACAGAUAUACUACACAGGCGAUGCAGAAGAUGAAUUGGUAGGUUCUUAUGUCGUCAAGGUGUCAACGAUCCCGACCAUUCUGACACCCGUCUUCAGCUAUCUGACUCUCAUAUGGCUAAUCAUCUCCUACAUCAUGAUGGGCAGCAAGAUCAAGGUGGGUGACAUCUGGAGCAUUUUGAAGAAGCCUUGGGUUCUUCUCCUGGCUAUGGUAUGCCAGUUCUUUGUCAUGCCAGCCCUGGCUUUCGGGUUGUCCAAGGCUUUCAGUCUGGACAACACUGCAGCCUUGGGUUUGAUCAUGGUGGGAUCCUGUCCCGGUGGGUGGCUCAGUAACAUCUUCAGUCUUCUCCUCGACUGUGAUUUCAUCCUGAGUCUUAUCAUGACUCUCAGUUCCACCAUCGUAGCCAUGGGCAUGAUGCCUUUCAAUCUUUGGCUCUAUACUCGUACGUUCACUAUUGGAGAAGAGAACCUCGAGACACCGUACUUUGAUCUCUUCCUUCAAAUCCUGUACCUGGUCAUUCCCGUCGGUCUGAGCAUGAUCAUUGCUCGAUUCUCAUCCAAAUUCACGAAAUACUGUGAGAAGUGCCUCAAGCCAGUUGCAUCCAUGUGCAUCAUUGUUGCAAUCAGUGUCGGGACCCCCGCCCAGGUGCACCUCUACAAGAGUGCAAGCAUCGAGGAGUACGCCGUAUCGGCAUUGCUCCCUCUCUUCGGCUGCAUCGCCGGCUUGAUCAUAUCCAAAAUCCUCUGCAUCAAGCGGAAGCAGGCCGUAACGGUUUCCUUAGAAACUGGUUCUCAAAACAGCCUUCUGGCGUUCACCAUGCUGUCGCUUUUCUACCCAAGACCUGAAGCAGAUCUUAUAGGCAGAGUACCGUACAUCAUUGCUCUUCUUAGUCUCUGCGAGGGUAUCGUUGUCUUUAUCAUCUACGUCCUUGCCCGGUAUGUUUUCUGCAAAGAACGGUUCUCUAAAAAAGAUGAUGAAAGUGAAGAGAUGUCUUCAGUGGAAAAGAAAUCAUCCGAGCCGGGAAAGAACGGUAAAGACGUUCCAUUAGAGGCUAUUGAUCCUACUUCAAUUGUGGUUGGGUUGGAUACCAACACUGAAGAACAUGGCCACGUCAAUAAAGCUUUUAAUCAGUGAUUAAUUCGUUAAAUGUUAGUUGUUUGUGGAGGAAACAGUUCUUUUCAACAGCAGCCAUGACCAAGCCUACAAGCCAGUGGCAUAUCCAGGCUGGGCACAUCAAUUCCCCACCCCCUUAAGAACAAGACAAAUAAUUUAGAUAUUUUUAGUCUACAUAUGCCCACUUGGAAAUUCCUGGAUAUCCCCCACUACAACCACAUUCCUAUUUCUAUCCAGAAUUCAUUGUUUUGUCGUUGGUCACCCUAAUGCCAUCCUGGGGAGUGUUUCAUCAACAUUUUCAUCCGACAAGUUGUCAGAUCUGACAUAUUUCUCUGAUGUUGAUUGGCUGAGAAGUACUGUUACUAUGGUAACUGUCGGAUAAAAUGGGACUUGUCGGAUAAAACGUCCGACAAGUCCUUUCAUGAAACGCUCCCCUGACCAACUCAGUUUCAAACCCAAUAUACUUCAAAAUAGACAAAGUGGUCUCGAAAAGUUCAAACUGCUGCCAAUAAUUUUCCCUUAAAAAUGAUGCACGUGAAAACUGUAUCAAGCCAUAAUUAUUUAUAAAAUUUUAUUUUAAGGAAAAAGUACAAACACGAAUAAAUUUUAUGCUGAAUUAUCAACAUGAAGUUACCUACUACCGACCAAUUCCGAAAAAGGACAUUUCUGGGGGCAAUUAACCCCCCCCCCCUGACUAUUCUACCUAUUUGUAUAUACACUUUUUUAAUCACUUGUUUAUGUAAUCAACAGAUUGUGAAAUAAAACAAGAAGAGGACA